Molecule: messenger RNA, 1780 nt
Organism: Eucalyptus grandis
Lineage: Eukaryota; Viridiplantae; Streptophyta; Magnoliopsida; Myrtales; Myrtaceae
Product: protein TRIGALACTOSYLDIACYLGLYCEROL 1, chloroplastic
Exons: 4
Coding region: 427-1494 (355 amino acids)
Biological process (GO): phospholipid transport
Cellular component (GO): ATP-binding cassette (ABC) transporter complex
Source: RefSeq, a predicted model, not a curated record
UUCAUGCUGCCGGCCAAAGGCAAAACCCCCGUCUCUCUUUCUGUCUCCUCCUCGCUCUCGCCAGCAAAACUUCACUUCGAGCGUCGAAGCUGCGGCGGCUGCGGUGGCUGCGGCGGCAACGGCCGUCCUCCGGUCACCGGCGACUCCGAAGCCUUCCGGUCGGACGACCCUUGACGGCCAUAUCGUCGGCGAUUGAGAUCCUGCAUUCAUGCUGCAAAAAUACGAAUGCAAAUGUCAAGCAUGCUUGGAUAGGCUUUCUAGACUUUCGUGCUUAUUUGUUAAUCUAAUGACUCUGUGGAUGGAGCCAACCCUUAUGGUUGUUUAGUACAUAUUUUCAAAGCAACUUUUGGUUGGAAUUGGUAGCCUGCUCUUAUAAACUCCUCAUCUGAAAGAAAUCGAAAUUGAAUUCAUCCUUUCAACUCAGUCAUGCAAUCAUCUUUUCAGCUUCAGUCACCCUUGUUUUUUAGUGACAGUAACAGUAGUCGAAGUAUACAAUUGCAUGGAUGGAUGCAAACAAAGUUACCCAGUUCGGUUCAGCUUGUCAAGAAACUUAAAAUCAGAAAGGGUAUCCAGCAUUAUAAAUUCAUCUUGCCCAGGGAAGAGACUAAAUUGGCAGCUGUUCCCAAUACAGAUGACGGCCACCUUUCUGUUUCUACAUUGGAAGAAGAAGCAAAUAAAAAUAAUGCAUUCUUUGUCGAAGUAGACACCUGGUUUAGCAAAUGGUCGCCUCCCAGGUACCUGUGGAGGGGAUUAUCAGUUCUUAUCCUAGCAGGACAGGUUAUUAUCAGGACACUGAAGGGGAAACUCCACUGGAGGAACACUCUGCAACAGUUGGAGAGAGUUGGCCCGAAAUCAGUUGGAGUUUGCCUCUUGACUUCUGCUUUUGUAGGCAUGGCUUUCACCAUUCAGUUUGUCAGAGAAUUUACAAGGUUGGGAUUGAAUAGGGCAGUUGGCGGGGUAUUGGCCUUAGCUUUCUCCAGGGAGCUGAGUCCUGUUGUAACAUCUAUUGUGAUUGCCGGACGUGUUGGAAGUGCAUUUGCUGCGGAGUUGGGGACUAUGCAGGUAUCUGAGCAAACUGACACCUUGAGAGUUCUCGGCACGAAUCCUGUGGAUUACUUAGUCACGCCAAGGGUGAUUGCUUCUUGUGUUGCAUUACCAUUUCUGACAUUAAUGUGUUUCACAGUGGGGAUGGCGUCGAGUGCCCUCCUGGCUGAUAGCGUUUAUGGUGUUAGCAUUAACAUUAUCUUGGACUCAGCUCAAAGAGCUCUCAGAUCAUGGGAUAUUAUAAGUGCAAUGAUCAAGUCCCAGGUUUUUGGAGCAAUUAUAUCUAUCGUUAGCUGUGCUUGGGGAGUCACAACCAUGGGAGGGGCCAAGGGCGUGGGCGAGUCGACGACUUCUGCUGUGGUCAUCUCACUUGUUGGUAUAUUCGUUGCAGAUUUUGCACUCUCUUACUGUUUCUUUCAGGGAGCAGGGGAUUCAUUGAAGAAGUUGUGAGGUGGCAUACCUUGUACUUGGACGUGUACUAUGGUCUUAACCUUUAUAGUUCCGUGUCAUUUCUGUUUAGUUUGUUUACUUCCAUCUACAUUUAGGAAUUUUUGAGUGUUUUGGUUGCUGUUUCCUAUUUAUCGAAAAUUCGUUAGGCCUUUGAUCAUCUCAUAGUCCUCCGAGCUUUAGGGUAAGGGGGUGCCGGGUAAAAUACAAGAUUUGGAUUCUUUUUUCAGGUGUGUGUGUAUAUAUAUUUUUUGGGAUCUUAUCUAAAGUGGGUGUCCUUUUCUCUUUC